AUGGCUGGCACUCCAGCAUCGGCUCCUUUUGUUACAUAUGGCAAUCAAUUAAGCCGAAACAUCCGUCUGUGCCUCGAAAAGCUGGAAACUAUCUACGUUGACGGAUGGGAUAAAGAGCGCAUUACCAACUUCGAGGUCUUCGGGGACGACCAGCCGUGUGAAUUCCGUAUCACCACGAACAAGAAGUGCCGGUCUUCCGGUAACAAGGAUGGCUUCCAUUCUCAGGAGCUUGAGGCGGAGGACGACAAUGGGCUCAGCCUGGCACUGCGCGGCAUCUUUGUGAGUCGGUUAGACUCGACUUUGGCCACGAUAGGUGCCGUUGGUACGAUCACAAGUCUGAGCGCUCCCGCCUGUCGAGUCCUAAAGCGAGCAGCUCUGAGCCACAGAGCAGCCUGGGGCGGAACAUUCCCAAGAUCCGGCUCCUUGUCUCUUCUUCCCCAGGGGGUCUUCUGGUUCCUCCACCUUCUCCGCCCCAAAGAAAAAGGAAGCUUGGCCUCAAUCAUUCACCGCAACUCCCUCGCCCAACAGGAGUUCCCAUACACCCCCUAG
Molecule: messenger RNA, 549 nt
Organism: Clonostachys rhizophaga
Lineage: Eukaryota; Fungi; Ascomycota; Sordariomycetes; Hypocreales; Bionectriaceae
Source: the annotation of a GenBank genome assembly